This is a messenger RNA of Thecamonas trahens ATCC 50062, 1319 nucleotides long. RefSeq lists its product as uncharacterized. The transcript has 2 exons. The record is from RefSeq and is a predicted model, not a curated record. The coding region runs from base 1 to 1302 and encodes 433 amino acids. NCBI's taxonomy places the organism in Eukaryota, Apusomonadida, Apusomonadidae.
AUGCUGACACCAGCGUCGACGUCGUCACGGUCGCCUGCACCCUCGCUGGCUGAGCGUGUGCUCAUGCGACUUGGUGCUCGCCUUGUCUCGCACCCUCGCUACGCCUGCCUCUGCCUGGCUCUUGUCCUGGCCACCCUCUUCUACUUUGGCGCAAACUCGUCCACUCGCGGCUUUGACGGACCGCCCAAGCGCAGGCAGGAAAUCGUCUCGCACACGUCGGCGUCCAUGCCGGAUUCGACCGACGCAGGCUCUACAUCAAGUGGGACCGGUUCCGGGACUGACAAGCCUGAUAGAGCCCACGGCCGCAAGCCCGAAAGGCAACAUGGCGGAUCGCACAAGCGGGACAUCCGAUACGGACCGGUGGCAAAGUGCGCACGAGCUUGGGCCAGGGCACAUAACGACGAGAUGGCGGCAGUGAACAAGAUGCUGGAGGCCGAGGGCGUCGAUGGCUCACAGGGCUGUGUCCGCACCAUGCCCGCCUCGCUUGUCGACAGCUACACUCAGGACGGCAAGCUGGGCGUCGACUCGUGGUACAAGUGCCAGCCGUUCCAGGGCCACACCGAGACGGUGUACACGACCCAGCAGAUCGACGACAAUCUUCUCCGGAUUGCGCUGGGCAAGAAGCUGUACUACAAAUACGCCGCUUUGUUUAUGUACAAGGCUGCGGCGGCCUUUCCCUGGGCCGGCAAGGACGUGGCCAUCAUGGGCUCACAGCGGCCCAACUUUGAGUCGAUCUGCAUCUACUACAACGCCUCAACAUGCACCACUAUUGACUACCACAAGCCCAUCUCCAAGGACAGCCGGCUGCAGACCAUGACCAUCGACGAGUGGGAUGCCGCGCCGCGCCGCUUCGACGCUGCCAUCUCGGUCUCCUCGUUUGAGCACGACGGCCUCGGCCGCUACGGCGACCCGCUCAAUCCCGACGGCGACCUUGGCGCCGUAGCCAAGAUGUCAUGCGUUCUCAAGCCGGGCGGCAUCCUCUAUCUCUCUGUCCCGGUUGCCAAGGACAAGAUCGUGUGGAACAUGCACCGGGUCUACGGCCGCCUCCGUCUGCCCAAGCUCCUGGCCCCGUUCACGCUGCUGGACGUGAUCGGUGACAACCAGCUCAAGGAGCGCCUCAACGGGUGCGACUCGGGCGCCCACGGUGACUACCAGCCCAUCUUUGUCCUCCGCAACGCCCCGCAGCCGCAUCCCUACUUUAACGCGGAGCGUCUCGACGAGCUGUUUGGCGCCUCAGAGCCACUCUUGGCCGACGACUCGGCCCCGCAGUGCUCGUCAACUCCCACUCUGCGUCCUACUUAAACGCUCUCACACCCGUG